This is a messenger RNA of Osmerus eperlanus (European smelt), 3927 nucleotides long. RefSeq lists its product as uncharacterized. Bases 680 to 1411 code for a protein of 243 amino acids. NCBI's taxonomy places the organism in Eukaryota, Metazoa, Chordata, Actinopteri, Osmeriformes, Osmeridae. The record is from RefSeq and is a predicted model, not a curated record. The transcript is spliced from 2 exons.
GAGGUCUGGUUUUCUCUCCCAAUCUGCAGAUUGAUAAUACUUAUUAAAAUCCAGAACUCAACUGAACUUAGUCACUCCGUUUAUGAAGAGACGGACAAAACACUUUCUUCAUCAAUUGGCGUUGUCGAGCAGCAGGAUUGCAGAACCAGAUCCAGGAGAGACCCACGGCAGCACCAGUAUAAAGCAGAACCCGUGGUGCACAAAACUAAAUGGUAAGGGGAUCCUUUUCCAAAACCCCAUUCACGGACUGCUUUAUGCUUGGUGCGCCUGCUGUCCCUCUGCGAUGCUGGUAACGUAAACAAUUUAAGAACCUUUUAUUGUGACGUUCAGUUGGGAGCCUGGUCUUAGCAGACCAGAGUCUGCUAGGCCUCAACAGGAGGAAGAUAAUAUUAGAGUUUUGGUUUAGUAAAUUUGGGUCAUUAAUUGACUUGCUAUUUUUACUUUGUCUUGGUCAGAGUUGGCAAACUCUGAUAGCGUACAAGAACUCUGGUCGUGUGAAGUAUUGAAAAAGUAUGUAAAACAAUCUGUGUUCUUGAUCUGAGGCAAAGGAUCUGUUAAGAGAAUACGUCCCAUACUCUUGAUCUGGGGAAAAGGAUCUGAUAACAGAGAGUAUGGUUUUACAGAUGCAGACCAGGGGUGAACCAAACAAGGAAAGGUGAAAGCUGCCUGCUGGGGAGCCAUGUCAUCCCUAUCAACCGGGAGACUAUGUGAAAGUGCACACUUGGUGAGAGGACUGCCCUCUCACCAAGAUGGACCGGUCCAUACCUGGUUUUCUCUUGGUGACUCACACAGCUGUAAAAGUGGAAGGUCGUCCGACAUGGAUUCAUGCAACGGAGUGCAAAAUGGCCCCUCCACCGAACAACACGGUGGAGGGUCCCAACGGAGAGCCAGGGGCCGGUGGAGGAGCAGGUGCACCUCCAAAUGGUGCCUGCUCCAACUUGUCAUUUGUCUCAUCCCCACUGGGUUACUCCUCCAGGAGUACACCAAGGGGGGUGGAGACCCGUUUGCAGCGGCUGAUCCGGGAGCAGGCUCCAGUCCAGCUGACCGAUUUGAGCCAAAACCAGGAUCCCGCCAUCCAGCACUCCAAUCCAGGGGCGCUGAGAAGGAGGUCCCAAAGAGCACCCACCCGGAGGUGUUGAAGACGUCGAAAGGUGAGUCACAUGAGGAGAAAGCCAGAGAGGGGCUGCUGUUGCUACCAUGCCUCUCUCCCCCAUGUGUGAUUCAUGAAGCAGAUGACAGCACCCAGACGGGAAACCAGAGAGAGGAGCCUGGAGAGGGGAAGACACUUUCAGUCUUCCUCCGGCCUCUACAUGAAGCAGAUGACAGCACCCAGAAUGGGGACGAGAGGAUACUGUGGUGGAGGCCUUCGGUUGUUUCAAGGAAACCGAGGCCGCUGCCGGAGCUACGAUGAGAGAUGAGAUCCAGACAUACUGACGCACACACCUGACAGACAUAUACUGAUACUGGACGCACGAGUCCACAGACAUCGCAUACAUGAGCCACACCGAGAGUCACUAUUGCACGCUCCCAAUUAUACUGAUGUGAACAUUGAGAUUCAUCAUAAAGCACACAUGAAGAACAAUCUGUGCAACAACACCUUUCCGUGGACGGGAAAAAAUGACUGGACGCAGCAUUAGAGGGGACAGACCUUGCAGGGUUUGUGGUUAGAGUCCCAAGCAUUCUGGAGGUUAUCCAGGGAUAUCUGUCCCUCUGUCAAUGGCUGAUAUGUGUAAGGUCAAGAAGUGGCCUUGUGUAGGGUUGGAUGUAACAAAUGUGACUGUUCUGUCGAACAAGUCAGUCAUCUCUUGAAUAUGCCCCACCUGCAUUGUUUUGUGUAUGGCAUAGUGGUACAGUGAGAGUGAAAAAAAAAAUACAUGCAAGGAUACGGUUUCUAUGUAUGCUCACACUCUACUGGAUGAUUUGUAAGUUCAAUUGUAUCUGAGUUCAAUGUUACUUGUCCUGUAUACCAUUUGGGCGGGUGACAUAAAUUCCUGAUGUUGCUGACUAUGCUAUUCCUACACUUUUAGCAUACUACAGAAGAUGUAGUAUAUGGUUGAUUAAAUGUUUAAAUAAUUAUGGGAAGGUAUUUGGUAAAAAUACAUGUAACCACACUGUGGUAUGUAUGCUAACAGCCUGUUGCAUGAUUUGCCUGUUGCAGAUGGACCUGUAAGUAUAAGGGCAUCACCAUUUUGGUCUCGUCGUGCAGCUAACAAUGGCACCAUGUGGGUAUGUGUUAAGAGUGCUUAUUAUUUCCUGCCGGCCGUCUGGUCAGGAACGUGUUACCUUGGGUUUAUUGUAGGAGCCCUCAGACCUGUAGAUGGGUUGCCCCUGCACCCCUUUCCCAAACAUUGGUGGCACCGCCACAAGAGAAGUAUUAUUAAUGCAGAUGCUAAGAAGCUGGGAUCACAUCACGUGGAUUCAAUAGUACUCAGUCACUUUUCACAUUUUCAGUUGCCAUUCUCCAUGUGUAUGGUGUUAUCACUGCCUUUAGAGAUAUUAGGAGCUUAGCAGUAGGGUUGGAGUCCAUUGGUAAUGAGACAGCCGACGCCUUAACUGCAGUUGCGUCUGAGAUGAAGGCCAUGAGGCAGGUAGUGCUCCAGAACCGUAUGGCACUGGAUUAUCUGUUGUCAGCUCAGGGAGGUAGCUGUGCUGUGAUAGGUCAUGACUGUUGUACUUUUAUCCACGAUGAAUCUGCUAAUAUCACAAGUAUGGCUGCUUACAUUAAAACAUAAUGUCAGCUUUGGGGGGAACCUGAAGCUAGGAAUUGUGCUGACUGACCUCCUCUGUUCGGGGUUUCUUUUUCGACUAUCAUUCAAAUAGGAAUCACUGGAUUGGGCAUGUUAAUCGUUGUUGUGCUGAUUGUGGUUUGCGCUUGGAAGAUGUGUACUGCCUGCUGUGUACAGUGCUGUGCAGUAGGUUUUCGUAAGGCUGCCAGUAAGAUUAUGGUAGCCCAAAUCAAGCCACAGACAAAAGCAAGCAAGACUGAUGAUAACUUUAUUGCCCUGGGAAUGACUGAAAUGUCUGAUAUGUAAUCUCAAGUACCAAGUGACUAUUUUGCCAAUGUAAUAAAGCUGGCCAUUUGCCUCCUUCUAUUUUCCAACUGAUAUACAAUGCUGUAUGCAAUGUGAAUAGAUCUGUCCUUGACCACAGAUCAGUUAACAAUAAUUAAAGAUGGUUACUUUAUUACUUUUUAUACUGUCUGAAAUACUCUGAAUUUAAUGAACAGUGUUUGACCUAUACCCUGAUGUGUUGAACUCACGAGAGCAUGACCAGUGGGUAUGUCCAGCAGAGAAAUAUUCCUAUGUUUCUAGAACUAUUGAUAAACUAAGCAAAAAGCUUUUCACUUCAAUGACUUUGUACCUUUUCACCUGUGAUUGGGUACUACCUAAUAUUUCUUCAAAUCCUAUAAUCAUGUAUGCUGUGCUGAGUAGUUACAGAUACUGUAUUGUUUGAUUGUUAAGGUUUUUAAAUGGUAUGAAACUUGUGAAAUGUAAGGCACUACAGCAGGCCCCAGAUAAACAGUUGAUGAAUGGUUGUUGUGUUGACGUUAAACGUCAAAAGGGGGGACUGUGGAAGAAAUUGGGAUUUCCUGUGUGCUUACACUAAUCACUAAUCAAUAGAACUAGUCAUUGGAUACUAGUUAGUACGUUUAUCAUGUAAGCUUGCUAUUAAUAACAGUAUAUGGUGUCUAUGUGUCAGGGUUAAUAGAUGUUCGUGAUCAGGAGAAAGUACUGGGUAAACGUCCUUGGUCAUGACUACAAGGAGAGCGCCAACUAUGAUCUCUCUAGUCUGAGUGGUCAUGUGUUGGGAGCUGUGAAUCUCUUCCUCUGAGACUGUUGUAACGUCAUUACUGCCUGACUGUCACUAUCUAUGUUUACAUUCCUGUGCCCUAUAAAAGAUGGUCCUCCGGCUUUCAGAGCGGAGAGA